Molecule: messenger RNA, 1542 nt
Organism: Fonsecaea nubica
Lineage: Eukaryota; Fungi; Ascomycota; Eurotiomycetes; Chaetothyriales; Herpotrichiellaceae
Exons: 6
Coding region: 1-1542 (513 amino acids)
Molecular function (GO): oxidoreductase activity; FAD binding
Source: RefSeq, a predicted model, not a curated record
AUGGCCCCUAAAGACGUGUACACCACACUCCGCGGCCAACUGGGCAAGGACAAAAUCGCAGCACCGCGGCCGGGCGAGCUGAAGUACUUGACGGCCCAGUCGGCAGCCCUGGUCCCCGCUGUCCAAGUAUUCCCGGAAGACGCCAAAGACAUCGCCACCAUCCUCCAGACCGCGCGGGAUCAGCAAGUCCCAUUCGCGGUGAAAGCGGGCGGACAUGGCGUCUACGCUGGCGCAUCGAGCAUCCAGGAUGGCAUCUUGAUUGAUCUGAGCAGGAUCAACUCGGUGAAAGUGGCCCCUGAUCGCAAAUCCGUGUUCGUCGGCGCAGGGGCAAAGUGGGGGGACGUCUACGGCAGACUUGACGCGCUGGGAGUCAGUGUGCCUGGGGGGCGUAUAUCGACUGUCGGCGUUGGUGGUUUGACUCUCGGAGGAGGCAUCUCCUUCGCAGCCAGCCGGCGUGGGCUUGCGUGUGAUAAUGUCAAGAGCUACGAGCAGAUCGUCCUCGCCGAUGGCAACAUCGUCACCGCCACACGCGCAUCCCAUCCCGACCUCUUCUGGGCCCUCCGCGGCGCGGGCACGAAUUUCGGGGUCGUGACGACAUUCGAGUUCGUUGCGUUCGAGCAGGGCCAGAUCUGGGGCGGGGUGAAACAGUAUCUCGAAGACUCAGAGGCGGAGGCGGUCGCCUUGCUGGACCAGUUCUGUAAAAGCCAGGAUCCCUCUUCGUCAUCUGCAGAUGUCUACGCCGAGGCCUUCAUCAUCACGGCCUACGUCGCGCCGAUGGGCAAGUUCGUCACCACGGCGGUUCUGUCCCAUGGACAACCGCGGGAAGAUCCUCCUGUGUUUGACGGGUUCAAGGCCUUGCCGUCGAUUGCGUCGUCGACCAGGGUCCGGAGCAUUGCCGACUUGUCUGUCGAGUUGAAUGCGAAUAAUCCCCAUGGGCUGAGGCAGAGAUGGCCGAUUGCUAACAUCCCGGCCAAAAGGUCGAAAACACUAGCGUUGGCGGUCAAAAGCGACGUCGUCGUCCUCAACGAAGUCAUGGAGAUUUACAAGGACAUUAUCAACCCACACAGAGAUACUAUCAAGGACUUUGUCCCCGCGAUCUUGCUACAACCUCUCCUUCCGCGAAUGCUUCCGGCGGACGAGACCGAGAAUCCGCUGGGCAUCAGCAGGAAAGACGGACCUCUAUUCGACCCCUCGGACGACGAUCUCGUCGAAUCCCUCGCGCGGACAUUCACCCAGCGCGUUACGGAGACGGCGACAGCACAUAACAAGUUCCACCGGUACGUCUACCUUAACUACGCGGCGGGCGAUCAGGACGUGUUCGCCAGCUACGGAGAGGAGAACCUAGCGAGACUGGUGCGGGUCAGCGAGAAAUACGAUCCACAGGGUGUCUUUACGAGGUUGAGGCCCGGUUACAUCAAUUUGGCGAGGAGUGGGCACCGGAAACGAGUGGGCGAUCCGAUGAUAGAGCAAGACAUUGAGGUUUUGAGCUUAAAGAAUGACUUUCAAGAAGAGAAAAGGUUGAAAUAUCCACCCCGAGUUUAA